UGUUCAGGCUGGGAUCGGUCCUCAUUAAUGCUUAUAAACCCAGGGCUGCAUAUUUAUCAUUAAUUCCAGUUAGCUCCGAUGCUAACAGAGCUGCUAGCUGCAGGAGCUAAGAUGGCCGACAGCGAUGACGAGUUCGACCGCAGGAGGCGGGACAAGUUCCGGAGGGAGCGCAGCGACAUGGAGCGGUCCAGAGAGCGGGAGGACAGGAGGAGAGACGACUGGGCGGACAGGGACUGGGAGCGCGGCAGAGAGAGGAGGCGGGACUACGAUCGGGGGCGGAGGGAGCGCUUCUCGCCGCCGCGCCACAUCAGCCCGCAGCACAAGCGCAUGAGGAGGGACUGGGACGAGCAGCGGCCCGACCCGUACCGCUACGAGCCGCCUUACCCGGGGGGCGGGGCUCCCUUCCAGGGGGCGGGGCCUCAGGCCUGGCAUCCUGACUUCCACCUUCACCCGCAUCCCGGACUGCACCCCCUGCAGGGCAGGUUGGGGAUGAUGGAUCCAGACCUGCCUCCCCCCGGCCCCCCCACCAUGAGGAGCUUCAAGGAGUUCCUGCUGAACAUGGAGGACAGCGUGGACGAGACGGAGGCCGUCAAACGCUACAACCAGUACAAACUGGACUUCCGGCGCCAGCAGCUGCAGGACUUCUUCCUCCAGCACAAGGAGCACGAGUGGUUCCGGUCCAAAUACCACCCCGAUGACAUCACGGCCAGGAAGGCGGAGUCUCUGAAGGCCCUGAAGACCCGGCUGGACGUCUUCCUCUUCCUGCUGGACAACAGCUGGCUGGACGGCGUCUCUCUGGACAUGCAGCACGAGGCGGCCAUCAUCAAGCUGCUGGAUGCCGCUGUCAUAAAGAUGGAGGGAGGGACGGACCUGGACCUGCAGGUCCUGGAGGCUCCAGCAGGGGGCGGCGUGGAAGCAGGCGGAGGAGAGAAGAGCCAGACGGAGCCGACUGACGGAACUACGGCCGCUCAGAGCGGGUCGGAACCGGCUGUGGGUCAGAACGAGGAGACGGGGAGCGCUGAGGGGAUGAAAGACGCUGAGAAGAACCACGGAGGCAGCAGGAGUCCAGAAGAGGAGAAAGACGAGGAGGAGGAGGAGAAGAAGGACGAAGAGGAGGAGAAAACGGUGAAGAAGGGCAGGAAGAGGAAACGGAGCCUGUCGGCGGACAGCGGCGAGGGCAGCGUCUCCGACUCUGACUCCUCCCACUCUGACGGAGAGAAGGAGGAAGAGGAGGAGGAAGGAGAUGAAGAGCGACAGAAGGAAGCUCCGCCCAAGCCCCGCCCACUGCACCUCACCACCUCCCUGUUCAUCAGAAGCCUCCCUCCAGACGUCUCCAAGGAGGAGAUCACAGCGUUGUGUCGCAGGUUCCCCGGCUUCCUGCGGGUGGCGCUGUCAGACCCUCAGCCAGAGAGAAGGUUCUUCAGGAGGUGCUGGGUGACGUUUGAUCGCAGCGUGAACAUCAAGGAGACCUGCUGGAACCUUCAGAACAUCCGGCUCAGGGACUGUGAGCUGGCGCCGGUGGUGAACCGGGACCUGAGCCGGCGGGUUCGGACCGUCAACGGGCUGACCCACCACAGGCCGGUGGUGAGGAACGACAUCCGGCUGUCGGCGCGGCUCAUCCACAGCCUGGACCAGAGGGGGGAGCUGUGGAGCCAGCAGGCGGAGACCAACCCGGUUCUAAAGAACAUCACAGACUACCUCAUCGAGGAGGUCAGCGCCGAGGAGGAGGAGCUAAUCGGAGCCUCGGGAGGAAACGCAGAGGAAAACCCCGCCUCCUCCGACGUUCCCGUGGAAACGGAUGAGAAGCUGCUGAAGGUCCUGGACCGCCUGCUGCUCUACCUGCGCCUCGUUCACUCCGUGGAUUACUACAACUUCUGCGAGUAUCCGGCCGAGGACGAGAUGCCGCACCGCUGCGGCCUGAUCCACGUACGAGGACCGCUGCCCGUGGCCAAGAUCACGCCCACUGAGGUGAACGAACACCUGAAGAUGUGUGAGGAGCGUCUGGCUCCUCUGUUCUCACCGUCUGAGACGCUCAGUGAAGAAGAAGCUGUUAGACUGGGGAAGAAGAACCCGGAACAAGAGGUGGAGAAGUUCCUGGCCUCCAACACCCAGGAGCUGAGCAAAGACAAGUGGCUGUGUCCUCUGAGUGGGAAGAAGUUCAAGGCUCCAGAGUUUGUCCGUAAACACAUCCUGAACAAACACGGGGAAAAGGUCACCGCCGUCAGACAGGAAGUGGAGUUUUUUAACAACUACCUGCUGGACGCCAAGAGACCCGCCCUCCCUGAGAACAAGCCCCUCCCACUACCGACACAAGCUGCUCCUCCUGGGAUGGCAGCGUUUCCUGGUCAGUCUCCACAGCAGCAAAGCCUUCUGGGAUAUCCUCCUGGAGUCAGGCCUCCGAUGCCGGGUUUCCCAGGUUUGGGACCCCACCUCCCCCCUGGCCAGUUUGGGGCGGGCCGCGGUCACUAUGACAACUUCAGAGGCGGAGGGUUUCCAGGGAAACAGAGGAGCAGCAGGGGCAUGAGAGGAGACCCCCGCUCCAUCAUCGAGUACCGGGACCUGGACGCCCCUGAUGACCUGGACUUCUUCUAGCUCCGCCUCCUUUUUUACUUUUUUAUUGUCAGCCCGUGUUAGCAGGACCAAGCAUCGCUGAUAGGGACCAAACUGAUGGUGAUCAGGACACUUUUCCAAUAAAGACCAGAACAGAACCAGGCCGACUC
Cyprinodon variegatus (sheepshead minnow) is the source of this 2720-nucleotide messenger RNA. RefSeq names its product serrate RNA effector molecule homolog. Bases 79 to 2592 code for a protein of 837 amino acids. Gene Ontology annotation, molecular function: nucleic acid binding. The transcript has 21 exons. Lineage: Eukaryota; Metazoa; Chordata; Actinopteri; Cyprinodontiformes; Cyprinodontidae. Gene Ontology annotation, cellular component: nuclear body. Gene Ontology annotation, biological process: mRNA processing; primary miRNA processing. The record is from RefSeq and is a predicted model, not a curated record.